UUUUUAUUUUUUGUCAUUUAUUCAAGCAGCUGGUUCUUGACCUGUCGAAAUGCCUCGGCGGUUUCGCGCUCUGAGAAGCGCAGUUCUGCGUCUUGAUUUGGUCCAAAUGUGCCGAAGUGCAUAGGCUAAUCAAAGAUGUGGAUAGGUCGCGUUCUGGAAUGCCAACAGGCGAAUUUACUUGCCAUGAGCCGCGGUUGAGAGAGAUCGGUGGACUCUUGAGAGCACGUCCGACCGCCGAUAAGGGAUAUGGUGUUAGCUAGCGCGUUGUCUCCGCAGGAGACGACGCAGUUCAUGCACAUGAUGGACUUGAUCGAUAAGAAGAAGUAUCAAAAAGCGCUCAAAAUAAAUGACUCGAUUUUGAAAAAAAACCCGAUGCAUGGAGAAACUAUCUGUGUAAAGGGCUUGAUCAAGCAUUUAACGAAUCACCAGGCGGAAGGGUACAAACUUGCCCGCCAGGGCUUGUACCUAAAUAUUGCUUCUAGUUUUGGGUGGUACAUUUUGGGUGUAUUGUACAGAGUUGAUAUGUGUUUCUAUAUGGCCUGCUUGUGCUUCAAGACGGGUCUAAGCCAUGAUCCUAACGAUGAACGGAUUCUUCGAGAAAUGGCGCCUGUUCAAGCUCACAUAAGGGACUAUUCAGGCUAUCUAAUUAUGAGGAAGAAGAUACUGGAGCAUCGCUGCGAUCUUCGAAAUAAUUGGUUCGGAAUGGCCGUGGCAGCCCACCUGUGCAAAGAGUAUGAACUCGCCCUAAGCGUGUUGACGAGCGUACAUGAUGCCUGUUUCCGGAACGAAGAUUCUCUCAAAAAAUGGGAUACCAGCCACGAAUUAUCUGAGCUACUGCUGUACCAAGCUUUUAUACUUCUAGACUCUGGUCAAUAUACCUCUGUGCUGAAAUUUCUAAAUUCAAUGGGAGAUAGCAUAGUAGACCGAGUGCUGUACAGAGAAUACUUGGCGGAGGCAUUGAUUCAAGUCGGCAACUUAGAACAAGCGAAAAAACAAUAUCGAGAACUGCUAAGCAUGAAUCCAGAAAACUCAACAUAUCACUUUCAAUAUCAGAAGGCUCACGAGAUCGACGGUCUGAGUAACCCCAACUGCUCUCUGUCCGACGAGCAACGCGAGACCCUGGGGAAAAUAUACGAAGAUUUACUCGACGAACAUCCAAAAUCGGAUAUGAUUCGCUUGAUGCCAAUCUUCUAUUGGUUGGAAAAAGAAAAAGUCCUUCAACCUCUUCUAAGAUAUAUGCAAGAAAAAUUCAGAAAGGGCGUUCCUUCUCUCUGGAGAAUCUUACAGCCUCUGUAUUCCCGUCCAGAGUACGGCGAAAUCCUAGAGGACGCGGCCCUGCUAUUCCAACGCAGCCUUCAAUCAAAUGGCACCUGGCCCAACCUUGACGACCCUGGUGCUGAUUCGGGCGAAAAGGCACCCCCUGAAGCGAUCAUAUGGGUCUAUUUUUUCUUAUCACAUCACUACCUCGAAAAGUACGACUACGACCAAUCACUGUCUUAUAUCAACCGGGCCAUCGAACAAAGCCCGAACCUCAUUGAGCUCUACCUCCUAAAGGCCAAAAUACUCAAGAAACUCACAGACUAUUCAAAGGCCGCAGAACUCGUCGAACAGGCACGCCUCUUGGAUUUGUCCGAUCGCUUUUUAAACAAUAAAUCCGUUAAAUACUGGCUACGUGCGGACAAAGUCGAUGAGGCGAUCAAGAGAGUGAAUUUGUUUUCCAAGACGGACACUUCUACCUAUAAUAACGUUUAUAGCAUGCAGUUCAUGUGGUUUGAAAUACACCUAGCAGAGAGUUACUAUCGCCAGGGUGACUUGGCCAAGGCGCUCAAAAAUUUUACGGCAGUGAGCGAACACUUUCAAGAGAUCAAAGAUCAAUAUUACGACUUUCACAACUAUUGCCUGCGAAGCAUGGCCAUGAGCUCCUAUAUUGAGGUGCUUCGGUUCGGGGAACGCGCCUACGGUCAAAGGCCGUUCCGUCGUGCUGCAAAAGGCGCCAUCCUCUGUUACUUGAAACUGGAAGAACAACGUAACUCAAACACCGCCGAAGCACAAGAAAUUCCUCCAUCCAGCGCGCCUACGAAUGGAGGUGGCUCUCUCCCAUCCAAAUCGAUGAAAAAACCGAAGUCUUGGAAUGGAAAGUACGAUCACGAUCCGCAUGGACUUUUGCUGGCCAAAACCUCUAAACCCUUAGAAGACGCCACCAACUACGCUCGUCUUCUCUCAAAAUACCCUGGAGAAGACGUCGAAAGUUACCUACUGUCCUACGAAGUCUACAUCAGGCGAAACAGGCCUCUACUUGCACUGAAAUCUUUAAAACUCGCCAUCAAAAUCGCAACCUGUCAAAACCAUCAAGUCCAUCUAAAAAUUUGUCACUUCCUUUACUGGUGGGUAGAUCAUAGACAUCCUGUAGAAACCGUGUCUUCCACCAUCGACGCUAUCCUUCAAACACUGGGAAUCACACAUCUCUCCAAUCCAAAGUUAUACAAUGAAUCUUGGCUUGAACUUGUUUCCGACAACUUCGAGAACCGACUAGCAGUUGCUGAAGUCCUCUUGGUCUACGGAGAUCCAGACGCCCGACCGAAGGCGCUUAAACUGGUUAUGGGGCUCGAUCAGAAUCACAAGUGCUCUCUAGAUUCUUUCUUUUGGGCGACGCGUUUGAUCCGGACUUAUUUCGAUAAGGCGGCGCUGGAUAGCUUCAAUGUGAUUGCCAUUUCUAAAUUCCCUCAUGUGUCACAUUUUCUAAAUCCAUCUGACUCUUCCAUAUGAAUAAAAAAAUCAGUUAAAAAAAAAG
Messenger RNA from Schistocerca gregaria, 2791 nucleotides. RefSeq lists its product as uncharacterized. The transcript is spliced from 5 exons. The record is from RefSeq and is a predicted model, not a curated record. Bases 247 to 2766 code for a protein of 839 amino acids. Lineage: Eukaryota; Metazoa; Arthropoda; Insecta; Orthoptera; Acrididae. Gene Ontology annotation, molecular function: protein-N-terminal amino-acid acetyltransferase activity; protein binding. Gene Ontology annotation, biological process: N-terminal peptidyl-methionine acetylation. Gene Ontology annotation, cellular component: cytoplasm.